GCUCCGCGUGUCGCGCGGGCACUGGACCAAUGACUGCCCAGGACAGGGGCAUUUCCUGCGGCCCGCUCCGGCGGGGCGGGGCUCCCGGUCCCAUGAGGAGGACGUCAUCCGCCUGCGCCGGGCUGGUCUUACCCGGGCUGUGGGGCUUUGAACAGGGACUUGGAAAGGCAGGGCACCUUUCUGAGGCCAGAGCGGAGACGGUGGUGUGGACCGUAGGUCCGUCCUCGUGUCUUUGUAUGAGCCUGACACCCGUCCCUCGUCCUCCGUAACGGGGUGUCACGUGAGCGCCUGCGGGGCGCGGGGCUCUCUCUCUGCAGCCCCGGCGCGACGCUGAGGGCCUGGGGCGCGUUUCACACUGGGGAAACUGAGGCUCGGGGUGCGACAGUCAGUCGAGGUCACCCCGCACUGGGCAGCGAAAAGGUGGCAACCCCUCGGCCGCUGCCCCACGGGCCCUGCUCUGUGCACAGGGCCCCAUGAUGGCGGCUGCGUGGACGGACCCCAUAUGGAUGCCUGUGACCUUCGAUGAUGUGGCCGUGACUUUUACCCGGGAGGAGUGGGGGCAGCUGGACCCAGCCCAGAGGACCCUGUACCAGGAAGUGAUGCUGGAGACGUGUGGGCUCCUGGUCUCUCUGGGCUGUCCUUUGCCCAAACCAGAGCUGAUCUACACCUUGGAUGACAGCCCAGAGUUACGGACAUCGAAGAGAGGCCUCUCCCCUAACUCCUGCCCAGGUGACACCACAAAACCUGAGACCCCAGAGCUUUCCCUUUCUCACCUUGCCUUGUCUGAGGAAGUCUCGCCACAGGAACAAAAAGCUUAGCAGGCUCUGGGGGGCUCCCAGUUGGGGCAAGGCAAGAGUCAGGAUUGGCCAUCGGAAAUGCUGGAAGGCCAGUUGAAACCAGGGAUAGACCCCCAAACGGAGAAGCUCCCUGGGAACAUGAAGCCUAAACAUGAUGGUUUAGGGACAGAUGAUGGUCUACACUCAAGGACUGUACAGCAGCUGAUACCUGCAGGACAUAUUCUCCGCGGUUAUGACUCACAGGGACUACUGAAAGAUCCCUUGAUUCACGAAGAGAAAUGUCCCUAUCAGUGUGAGGAACGACGGAAAGUGUUUACCAAGAAUUGCUUUCUUGUGCGACAUGAGCAGAUUUCCACUGGAGCAAAGCCCUAUGAAUGCACCGAGUGUGGGAAAACUUUCAGCAAGAGCACAAACCUCCUGUAGCACCGCAUGAUCCACACAGGGGAGCGGCCCUACGAGUGCGCAGAGUGCAGGAAGGCCUUCAACCGCAGGUCACACCUCACGAGGCACCAGCGGAUUUACACUGGAGAGAAGCCUUAUAAGUGCAGUGAAUGUGGGAAGGCCUUCACCCACCGCUCCAAUCUAGUCUUGCAUAACAGGAGCCACACUGGAGAAAAGCCCUUUGUGUGCAAAGAAUGUGGGAAAGCCUUCCGUGAUAAGACAGGUUUCCUCCGGCACCACAUCAUCCACACAGGAGAGAAGCCCUUUGAGUGCAUGGAGUGCGGGAGGGCCUUCAACCGCCUGUCUCACCUCAUGUGGCACCAGCAGAUUCACACCGGAGUGAGACCCUUUGAAUGCAAUGACUGCAGGAAAGCCUUUUGCGACAGCACGGACCUCAUUCAGCACUAUGUCAUCCACACGGAAGAGAAGCUGUACAAGUGCCUCGAGUGUGAGAAGGCCUUCUGCCGCCGGUCACACCUCAAGCAGCACCAGUGGAGUCACACUGGGGAGAAGCCCUAUGUGUGCGGUGAGUGUGGAAAGGCCUUCACCCACUGCUCUACUUUCAUCUUGCACAAAAGGGCCCACGCUGGAGAAAAACCCUACGAGUGCAAGGAAUGUGGGAAAGCCUUUAGCAAUCGAUCAGACCUCAUCCGACACUUCAGCAUCCACAUGGAGGAGAAACACUACGAGUGCACGGAGUGCAGGAAGGCCUUCAACCGCCGGUCAUACCUCACGAGACACCAGCGGAUUCACAGUGGAGAGAAGCCCUAUGAAUGUGUGGAGUGCGGUAAAGCCUUUUGCCAGAAGGCAAACCUCAUUCGACAUGCUAUCAUCCACACUGGGGAGAAGCCCUAUGAGUGCAACGAGUGUGGAAAGGCCUUUACGUACUGCUACACUUUUAUCUUGCACAAAAGGGCUCACAUUGGAGAAAAACCUUUUGAGUGUAAAGAAUGUGGGAAAGCCUUCAGCACUAAGAAAGACCUCAUUCGACACAUCAGCAUCCACGCUGGAGAGAAGCCCUAUGAGUGCAUGGAGUGCGGGAAGGCCUUCAACCGCCAGUCAGGGCUCACGAGGCACCAGCGGAUUCACAGUGGAGAGAAGCCCUAUGAAUGCUUGGAGUGUGGGAAAUCCUUCUGCUGGAGCACCAGUCUCAUCCGACACUCCGUUAUCCACACCGGAGAGAAGCCCUAUGAGUGCAGUGAGUGUGGAAAAGCCUUCAGUCACAGCUCUUCCCUCACUCAGCAUCAGAGGAUUCAUACUGGGAGAAACCCUGUCCGUGUAACCAAAGUGGGAAGACCCUUCACAAGCGGGAAGUCCUCAGUCAACCUCCAAGAGCUCCUGUUGGGGAAAGACUUCUUGAAUGUAACCACUGAGGAAACUUCUUACUCAGAAUCUGAUCGUUCAUACCAAAGAGAAUCCCCUCCGUUUCCUUCCCGAUGAGAAACUCUCUGUUGCAGGACAUCAUUUGUCAUCUGAGGAGUCAGACGGGAAACUUACCCUAUCUGGAGCCUUAUCCUGCAUCUGAGAAUUCAUCCAGGAGUGUGGUCAGUCAUUCUCAUGCACUUAGCAUAACCAUCAGCCACAUCUUUCUCCUCAGUUUACACUGAAAAAUUAUCUCAGGGAUAUUUAAACAAAGGAGGAAAAGACAUAAAAGAGAAAGAAAUGCAAGCCUGGCUUCUCUCAGACUUCUGUUAUAAGCCUGUGGCAGUGUUUUUCCUUAUCUCAUUUGGGAAAGGGGAGGAUGUUGUUUCAGAGUUCACAGAGCCUUGUCCCCUCUUUUUUAUGUAUGUUUCCACUGCUGUCCAUUGUCAGGACAGUUGGACAUUUAACGUGUGCCUUAAAACAUUUAUUGAAAUCCUUUGUUCUGCA
Mustela erminea (ermine) is the source of this 3107-nucleotide messenger RNA. Its product is annotated as zinc finger protein 543-like. The record is from RefSeq and is a predicted model, not a curated record. NCBI's taxonomy places the organism in Eukaryota, Metazoa, Chordata, Mammalia, Carnivora, Mustelidae. Gene Ontology annotation, biological process: regulation of cytokine production; negative regulation of transcription by RNA polymerase II; regulation of immune system process.